CUUGGAUCAUUUAAAUACUGGCCUAAACAAUAUCGACCAACCAAAACUCAGCUGGCUGAGGCAGGAUUUUUUCAUACAGUUGUAGCUAAUAAAGUAAUCUGUUUUUGUUGUGGUGUAGCUAUAUUAGACUGGGAACCAACAGCUGACUCCUGGCAGCAACAUGCUCUAGUCUCAUCUCAAUGUCACUUUAUUCUUCAUGAAAAAGGGCCAGAAUUUAUUAGAGAAAUGGCAGCUAUUAAGCAUAGAGAAUUACAAACUGGAGCUCAGCAACAGCAAGAAAUGGAGGUUACUUUAAUUGGAGAGAGAAAUGAAUAUCUAAAUAGAAUAGAACAACUGAAGCGAGAAGUUGAAGAAGAAAUAAAGAAAUAUGAAAAAGACAAUGUGUGUGUAUUCUGUGUAAGUAAAGAUAGAAACAUCAUGUUUAAACCAUGUAGACAUAUCUGUUGUUGUGAACAAUGUCUACCAAACUUUAAAGGCAAACCAUGCCCGUAUUGUAAAACCAUUAUUCAAGGGUGGCAGGUCGUUUUCUUGCCUUAA
This is a messenger RNA of Lottia gigantea (owl limpet), 537 nucleotides long. RefSeq lists its product as hypothetical. NCBI's taxonomy places the organism in Eukaryota, Metazoa, Mollusca, Gastropoda, Lottiidae. The transcript has 4 exons. Gene Ontology annotation, cellular component: spindle microtubule; nucleus; cytoplasm. The annotation marks the transcript as partial. The record is from RefSeq and is a predicted model, not a curated record. Gene Ontology annotation, biological process: regulation of cell cycle.